GAGCAUCCCGCCUCCUCCCCCGGGCUACGUGCCCUCCAUGGCUGGAAUGCCACCUCCGCCUCCGGGCGCACCGUCUGGCAUGCUGCCGCCGCCACCUGGCGCGCCGAGUGGUUCGAAAAUGCCGCCGGAGGUCCUCAAGCAAAAGUCGCAGAAGUGGAUCCAGAUGCAGAACAGGCGCUACGGGGAGAAGCGCAAGGGCGGAUACGUGGACAUAGGGAAGCAGGAUUUGCCGCCCGAGCACGUUCGCAAGAUCAUCAAGGAUCACGGCGACAUGAGCAACCGCAAGUUCAGGAACGACAAGCGGGUGCAUCUCGGCGCGCUCAAGUACGUGCCUCACGCCGUUAUGAAGCUGUUGGAGAACCUACCCUUCCCCUGGGAGCAAGUGCGCGAGGUCCCGGUCCUCUACCACAUCACGGGCGCCAUCACGUUCGUCAACGACAUCCCGCGGGUCAUCGAGCCCGUCUACCAUGCGCAGUGGGCGACCAUGUGGCUCGCCAUGCGUCGCGAGAAGCGCGAUCGACGGCACUUCAAGCGCAUGCGUUUCCCGCCGUUCGACGACGAAGAACCACCUCUCGACUACGGCGACAACGUUUUGGACGUGGAACCGCUAGAAGCCAUCCAGCUCGAGCUCGACCCGGAAGAAGACGCCGCCGUCAUUGAUUGGUUUUACGACGCGAAGCCUCUCAUCGACACCCCGGCGGUCAACGGCCCAUCGUACAGGUACUGGUCGCUCGACCUGCCCGUCAUGGCCAACCUCUACCGCUUCGGCCGGACCCUCCUCUCCGACCGCACCGACAUCAACUCGUCAUACCUCUUCGACAAGAAGUCGUUCUUUACCGCCAAGGCGCUCAACAUGGCCAUCCCGGGCGGGCCCAAGUUCGAGCCGCUUUACCGCGACCUGGACACGUUCGACGAGGACUGGAACGAGUUCAACGACAUCGGCAAGGUCAUCAUCCGCCAGCAGAUCCGCACCGAGUACCGCGUCGCGUUCCCGCACCUGUACAACUCGCUCCCGCGCUCCGUCCAGCUCUCCCCUUACCACGCGCCGAAGAACGUCUACAUCCGCACGGACGACCCCGACCUGCCCGCGUUCUACUUCGACCCUCUCAUCAAUCCCAUCUCCCUCCGCGGCCUAAACAAGGGCGCGCCGCUCGUCCCGCACGAGGACGUCAUCUUCGGGCCGAACGGCGCCGACGACGACGACUUUGAGCUGCCGGAGGAGGUCGCGCCGUUCUUGGAGGAUAAGGAGCUCGAGAACGACCUCACGGCCGACGCCAUCGCGCUGUGGUGGGCGCCCGAGCCGUACUGCCGGCGCUCGGGGCGCAUGCGCCGUGCGCAAGAUAUACCGCUCGUCAAGAACUGGUACCUCGAGCACUGCCCGCCGAACCAGCCGGUGAAGGUUCGCGUUUCGUAUCAGAAGCUGCUGAAGGUCUUCGUUCUUAAUGAGUUGCACACGAGGCCGGAGAAGGCCAUGACGAAGAAGAACUUGUUCAGGCAGUUGAAGGCGACCAAAUUUUUCCAAACGACGAGGCUUGAUUGGGUAGAGGCCGGCUUGCAGGUUUGCAGGCAGGGAUACAACAUGCUGAACCUGCUUAUUCACCGCAAGAACCUGAACUACCUACAUUUGGAUUACAACUUGAACCUGAAGCCGGUCAAGACGCUCACGACCAAGGAGCGUAAGAAGUCGCGGUUCGGAAACGCGUUCCACUUGUGCCGUGAGAUCCUACGCCUCACCAAGCUCGUCGUCGACGCCAACGUUCAAUACCGCCUCGGCAACGUCGACGCCUUCCAGCUCGCCGACGCGCUGCAAUACAUAUUCGCGCAUAUCGGCGCGCUCACCGGCAUGUACCGUUACAAGUACAAGCUGAUGCGGCAGGUGCGCAUGACGAAGGACCUCAAGCACCUGAUCUACUAUCGCUUCAACACCGGGCCCGUCGGCAAAGGUCCCGGCUGCGGCUUCUGGGCGCCCGGCUGGCGCGUUUGGCUCUUCUUCAUGCGCGGCAUCGUGCCGCUGCUCGAGCGCUGGCUCGGGAACCUGCUCGCCCGCCAGUUCGAGGGCCGCAACAGCAAGGGCGUCGCGAAGACGGUGACGAAGCAGCGCGUCGAGUCGCACUACGAUCUCGAGCUCCGCGCGGCGGUCAUGCACGACAUCCUCGACAUGAUGCCCGAGUCGAUCAAGCAGAACAAGGCGAAGACGAUCCUGCAGCACCUGUCCGAGGCGUGGCGGUGCUGGAAGGCGAACAUCCCGUGGAAGGUGCCCGGCAUGCCGACGGCGAUCGAGAACAUCAUCCUCCGGUAUAUCAAGAGCAAGGCGGACUGGUGGACGUCGGUCGCGCACUAUAACCGUGAGCGGAUACGGCGUGGAGCGACGGUCGACAAGGCGGUCGUGAAGAAGAACCUCGGUCGUCUCACCCGGCUGUACCUCAAGGCCGAGCAGGAGCGCCAGCACGCGUACCUCAAGGACGGCCCGUACAUCAGCGCCGAGGAGGCCGUGGCUAUCUAUACGGCCACGGUGCAUUGGCUGGAGAGCCGCAAGUUUGCACCCAUCCCGUUCCCUCCGCUCUCGUACAAGCAUGAUACCAAGCUGCUCGUGCUUGCGCUCGAGAAGCUGAAGGAGGCGUACUCCGUCAAGGGCCGCCUGAACCAGUCGCAGCGAGAGGAGCUCGCGCUCAUCGAGCAGGCGUACGACAACCCGCACGAGUGCCUGUCGCGUAUCAAGCGGCUGCUCCUCACCCAGCGCGCGUUCAAGGAGGCCGGCAUCGAGUUCUUCGACACGUACGACAAGCUUAUCCCGUGUUACGACAUCGAGCCCGUCGAGAAGAUCACGGACGCGUAUCUGGACCAGUUCCUGUUCUUCGAGGCGGACAAGCGCGGUCUGUUCCCCGCGUGGAUCAAGCCGGCCGACACGGAGCCGCCGCCGCUGUUGGUGUACAAGUGGUGUCAGGGCAUCAACAACCUCACGGAUAUUUGGGAGACGAACGAAGGCGAGUGCGUCGUCAUGAUGGAGACCGUGCUGUCGAAGGUAUAUGAGAAGAUCGAUUUGACGCUGCUCAACCGUCUUCUCCGUCUCAUCCUCGACCAUAACUUGGCGGAUUACAUUACGGCGAAGAACAACACGGUCCUGACCUACAAAGAUAUGGCUCAUACGAACGCGUACGGUCUCAUCCGUGGUCUCCAGUUCUCGGCCUUCGUCUUCCAGUACUAUGGUCUCGUGCUCGAUAUCCUCAUACUCGGCUUGCAACGGGCUAGCGAGAUGGCGGGACCUCCGCAGAUGCCUAACAACUUCUUGCAGUACCGCGACUCGGCGACGGAGACCCGGCAUCCGAUCCGUUUGUACUCGCGUUACGUCGACCGCCUCCACAUCCUCUUCCGCUUCAGUGCGGAGGAGUCGCGAGACCUCAUCCAGCGGUACCUCAGCGCGAACCCGGACCCGACCAACAACAAUGUUAUCGGCUACAACAACAAGCGUUGCUGGCCGCGCGACUGCCGUAUGAGGCUGAUCAAGCACGACGUCAACCUCGGGCGGGCGGUGUUCUGGAACGUGAAGAACUCGUUGCCGCGAUCGUUGACGACUAUCGAGUGGGAGGACACGUUCGUCAGCGUCUACUCCAAGGAUAACCCACAGCUCCUCUUCUCGAUGUGCGGCUUCGAGAUUCGCAUCCUGCCGAAGAUCAGGACCAUGGGUGGCGAGCAGUACUCGCUCAAGGAUGCGGUGUGGAACCUCACGAACGAGCAGACCAAGGAGCGUACGGCGCAGGCCUUCUUGCGGGUCUCGGACGAAGGUGUUCAGCAAUUCAACAACCGUAUUCGUCAAGUCCUUAUGAGCUCCGGCUCGACGACCUUCUCGAAGAUCGUGAACAAGUGGAACACGGCGCUCAUCGGUCUGAUGACCUACUACCGCGAGGCCGUCAUCCACACCAACGAGCUGCUCGAUGCUCUCGUUAAGGCCGAGAACAAGAUCCAGACGCGAGUGAAGAUCGGCCUCAACAGUAAGAUGCCGUCGCGUUUCCCGCCCGUCGUCUUCUACACGCCGAAGGAACUCGGUGGUCUUGGUAUGCUUUCCAUGGGCCACGUGCUCAUCCCCCAGAGCGAUCUGCGGUGGUCGAAGCAGACCGACGUCGGCGUUACCCACUUCCGGGCCGGCAUGUCGCACGAGGAGGACCAACUUAUCCCGAACUUGUACCGUUACCUCCAGCCGUGGGAGGCCGAAUUCCUCGACUCUGCCCGCGUAUGGUCCGAGUACUCGAUGAAGCGGAAGGAGGCGAACGCGCAGAACCGCCGGCUGACGCUGGAAGAUCUGGAGGACAGCUGGGAUCGCGGUAUUCCUCGCAUCAACACCCUGUUCCAGAAGGAUCGGCAUACGCUCGCAUACGACCGUGGUUGGCGGGUACGGACGGACUGGAAGCAGUACCAGCUCCUGAAGCACAAUCCGUUCUGGUGGACGUCUCAGCGCCACGACGGCAAGCUUUGGCAGUUGAACAACUACCGCGUCGAUGUCAUCGCUGCGCUUGGCGGUGUCGAAACCAUCCUCGAGCACACCUUGUUCAAGGGUACCUACUUCCCCACAUGGGAGGGUCUCUUCUGGGAGAAGGCGUCCGGUUUCGAAGAAUCCAUGCGAUACAAGAAGUUGACGAACGCUCAGCGGUCCGGUCUGAAUCAGAUCCCUAACCGUCGGUUCACGCUCUGGUGGAGUCCGACUAUCAACCGAGCGAAUGUAUACGUCGGUUUCCAAGUGCAGCUCGACUUGACGGGCAUCUUCAUGCACGGCAAGAUCCCGACCCUGAAGAUCUCGCUCAUCCAGAUCUUCCGUGCUCACUUGUGGCAGAAAAUCCACGAGAGUGUCGUCAUGGACUUGUGUCAAGUCUUCGACCAGGAGCUCGAGCCUUUGCAAAUCGAGACCGUGCAAAAGGAGACCAUUCACCCUCGUAAGAGUUACAAGAUGAACUCAUCCUGCGCGGAUAUCCUGCUGUUCUCUGCAUACAAGUGGAACAUUACUCGUCCGUCACUCGUGGCCGAUGGCAAGGACGUCCUCGACGGUACGACGUCCAACAAGUACUGGAUCGAUGUGCAGCUGCGUUGGGGCGAUUUCGACUCGCACGAUAUCGACCGAUACACUCGCGCCAAGUUCUUGGACUACGUCUCGGACUCGAUGAGUAUCUAUCCGUCCCCUACCGGUGUCAUGAUCGGCAUGGAUUUGGCCUACAACCUGUGGUCGGCGUACGGUAACUGGUUCCCUGGCAUGAAGCCCCUCAUUCAGCAGGCUAUGGCGAAGAUCGUCAAAGCCAAUCCGGCUCUGCACGUCCUUCGAGAACGUAUUCGGAAGGGUCUCCAGCUUUACUCUUCCGAGCCGACGGAGCCGUACCUCAACAGUCAGAACUAUUCCGAGCUGUUCUCGAACCAGAUCAUCUGGUUCGUUGACGAUACGAACGUUUACCGUGUCACGAUCCACAAGACCUUCGAGGGUAACUUGACGACGAAGCCUAUCAACGGCGCCAUCUUCAUCUUCAACCCCCGCUCCGGCCAGUUGUUCUUGAAGAUCAUUCACACCAGCGUGUGGGCUGGCCAGAAGCGUCUCGGGCAGCUUGCGAAGUGGAAGACCGCCGAAGAAGUCGCGGCGUUAGUUCGUUCGUUACCGGUCGAAGAACAGCCGAAGCAAGUCAUCGUCACCCGGAAGGGCAUGUUGGACCCGCUCGAAGUCCACUUGCUCGACUUCCCGAACAUCGUCAUCAAGGGUAGCGAGCUGCAACUGCCAUUCCAGGCCUGCAUGAAGAUGGAGAAGUUCGGUGAUCUCAUCCUUCGUGCCACUCAACCCCAGAUGGUCCUCUUCAGUCUGUAUGAUGACUGGCUCAAGUCCAUUUCGAGCUACACCGCGUUCUCGCGCCUCAUCCUCUUGCUCCGUGGUCUGCACGUUAACAACGAGAAGGCGAAGAUCAUCCUCCACCCUGACAAGAACACCAUCACCGAGCCACACUUCGUUUGGCCGUCAUUGUCGGACGAGGAGUGGAUCAAGGUUGAGGUCGCCAUGAAGGACCUGAUUCUUGCGGACUUCGGCAAGCGUAAUAGCGUGAACAUCGCCUCGCUCACCGCAAGUGAGAUCAGGGACAUCAUCCUUGGUCAGGAGAUUGCCGCUCCGUCCGUGCAGAGGCAGCAGAUGGCGGAGCUCGAGAAGAGCUCGGAGGCACAAGGUCAGGUUACGGCUGUGCAAACGCAGACGACCAACGUCCACGGUGAUACCAUCCAGACCGUCACUACCACGAAUUAUGAGCAGCAGGUCUUCAGCAGCAAGUCCGACUGGCGUGUUCGUGCCAUCUCCGCCACGCACCUGCCACUCAGGCUGCAACAUAUCUACGUCUCCAACGACGACGUCAAGGACGAUGCGAGCGCCUUUACCUACGUUCUGCCGAAAAACAUCCUCCGUGCCUUCGUCACAGCGGCCGACCUCCGCACUCAGGUCGCCGCGUUUUUGUACGGUGUAUCGCCGCCGGAUAACAAGCAAGUCAAGGAGAUCAAGGCCGUCGCUUGGGCACCUCAGCGCGGCAACAACAACACGGUUGAGCUCCCUUCGCGCCUGCCGAAGGACGACUAUCUGCUGAAGGACCUCGAGCCCCUUGGCUGGAUCAAGACGCAGGCGUUGGAGCUGCCGCAUCUCUCGCCAACGGACGUCACCACACAGGCGAAGAUCAUGGCCGACCACCCAGAGUGGGGUCCGUCGUCGAUCUGUCUGACGGUGUCGUUCACACCCGGUUCGGUGUCUUUGUCCGCGCAUUCGUUGACCGUCGCCGGCUUCGAGUGGGGUCGCAAGAACAAUGAUAACUCGGUGAACCCGCCGGGCUUCAACCCCAACAUGUCGGAACGCGUGCAGCUCCUGCUCUCUGACCGUAUUCUCGGUAUGACUCUUGUCCCGGAGGGCAAGGUGUGGAAUUAUGGCAUCGGGUUGACCAACAUCUGGUCACCAAACAUGCCUUACUCUAUGACUCUGGACACCCCGUUACUCUUCUGGGCGGAGGAGCAUCGGCCGGCCGCAUUCUUGAGCUUCGCCAACCUCGAAACCGGAGACGACAGCGCUGACGUCGAAAACGCCCUGGCUUGAUUUCAUUCUGGACCCCCCUCUCUAUCAGCAAUGUUCUUGUACUUCUAAAUGCUUUGUAUGAAUGAUACAAUAGGGUAGUAUAAUCCGAUUGCCUGAAUCCGC
Molecule: messenger RNA, 7192 nt
Organism: Punctularia strigosozonata HHB-11173 SS5
Lineage: Eukaryota; Fungi; Basidiomycota; Agaricomycetes; Corticiales; Punctulariaceae
Product: pre-mRNA-processing-splicing factor
Exons: 8
Coding region: 38-7090 (2350 amino acids)
Biological process (GO): spliceosomal tri-snRNP complex assembly; mRNA splicing, via spliceosome
Cellular component (GO): catalytic step 2 spliceosome; U5 snRNP
Molecular function (GO): metallopeptidase activity; U1 snRNA binding; U2 snRNA binding
Source: RefSeq, a predicted model, not a curated record